AUGUUCUCAAUAGAAGCGGAGACGAACGUUGCAUUCACGGAUACAUGUUGUGGAAAAACUUAUCUGUUUGUGUCAGCUAAUGUCGUUCUCAAGCUUUUGGGUAACCAUCUUGUGAGAGCAAGUAUAUUUUGUCGGGGUUUUGUAGAAAGUUUAAGAAUACUGGCAAUGCAUACAGCAGUAUCAUGGCUCUAUGCUAGUUUGAUGAAGGGUUCAAUUAUCAUUUGCUGUGAAGUCCUCCAAGUAAUUUCAAAAAAACUCGAUUCGUAUAAGAACUAUCAUCGACAAAAAGCUAAUCAUUUAUUUAUGUUCAGAUGGUCAACCAUUCCUUUUGAGAAGCUUGCUAUGAAACCUAUCUCAGAAGAUGUGGAAUGGUCCGGAACUAAAGUGUUGACCUUCCCCAACAUUGUUACUGCCAUGAUAAAUUCCAUUAACAAAGCAUGGUGA
Molecule: messenger RNA, 444 nt
Organism: Mycotypha africana
Lineage: Eukaryota; Fungi; Mucoromycota; Mucoromycetes; Mucorales; Mycotyphaceae
Exons: 5
Coding region: 1-444 (147 amino acids)
Source: RefSeq, a predicted model, not a curated record